UUGCUUGAUUAUUUAUCUCAGCUCUUGGCCCGGUACACUGGCACGUUCACCCCCUGGAAUUUGCAAUCAAUUUUUGUAGAAAUGAAGAAAUUACGACCAAAUCCAAUGUCUCGCGCAAAUAUAUUUUCCUACCUAUCAUAUUGGUGGUUGAACGAUUUUUUUGCUGAAGGAUUCAAGCGAACCUUACAAGAGUCUGAUAUGUUUGAACUUGAUGCUUCCAAUAUGUCCGCAGAAAUAACAAGUGAUUUAGAAAGAAAUUGGGAGAAAGAAAUUCAAAGAACUAAAAAAGCAACCGAACCGAGUUUAAUUCGAGCAGUAGCAAUGACAUAUAGAAGGCGGUAUAUGUUUUGUGGUGUUUUAGUUGUUAUACAAGAAGGUCUUCGAUUAGCAGUACCAGUCUUGAUAGCAUAUCUCGUUAAAUACUUCGAGAAUCAAUCUGUUACUCCAGUUUGGCAUGCAUAUGCUUGCGCCGCUGGGAUAAGCGUCGUUACGAUAUUAUUGGUUUUUAUUCAUCAUCAAUAUUUUCAUGAAACGCGUACAAUUGGAUGGCUUAUGCGAGCAUCAACCUGUGCUUUGAUGUAUAAGAAGACACUUCGCUUGAGUCAGAAAUCAUUGAAUAAUACAACGACAGGUAAAAUAGUUAAUCUCGGAGCCACUGAUGUUCUUCGAUUUGAUCUGCUCCCUAUGUUUCUACAUUAUCUCUGGGUCGGACCGCUGAAAUGUUUAAUUGUUGGAAUUAUACUCUGGCAAGAAAUUGGAAUUGCUGUAUUAACUGGAAUGGGAGUCUUGAUUUUGAUUAUGAUUUUACAAACAUUCUGCGGAUGGGCAUUCGGCAAAUUCAGAAGUAUGACAGCUGUUAUUACAGAUAAACGCAUACGACUAAUGAACGAAGUGAUAACUGGAAUGAGAAUAAUAAAAAUGUAUGCUUGGGAAAAACCAUUUGCAAAACAUGUUUUGAACACUAGGAGGAAGGAAGUUCAAAAAAUUCUUCUAUCAUCUUCAUUGAAAGCUUUUAAUUUCUGCUUCUAUGCAUGCCAAGAUAAAAUACUGACUUUUGUUACGUUAUUGACGUAUGUUGCCUUGGGAGGUACAAUAACAGCGUCGAAGAUAUUUAUAGUAAUGGGGCUCAGCUCAUCUUUGAAACCUUCUACUACUUGUUUCGCGCUAGCAAUUGAAUAUAUGUCAACAACUAACGUAUCAAUGAAGAGAAUACAGAAAUAUUUGCUGAUGGAGGAAUUUGCUGAUAUUGGAAAUAAUUUAAGAUCAAACUCCGACCAAGAAGUUUACGUAGAACUUGAAAACUUCACUGCCAAAUGGGAAUUGAAUGAUGAUGCUAAUGAGAGAUUCGAUAUUGCGUUGAAUUGUGUAAAUGUUCGAGUAGAAGCAGGAAAGUUGGUCGCAGUUAUUGGACCGGUCGGCUCAGGAAAGUCCUCGCUCUUGAGUGCAAUACUCGGUGAAUUACCUGCGGCUGAAGGGAGGGCUACAGUUUAUGGAAAUGUUGUCUACUCCAAUCAAGUUCCUUGGAUUUUCUCCGGUACUGUACGAGAAAAUAUUUUACUUGGCGCGGAAUUCGACGAAGUACGUUACCAGGAAGUAAUCCACGCAUGCUGUCUAAAUAAGGAUCUCAAUCUGCUGAUUGAUGGAGACAUGACACUCAUAGGCGAGAGGGGUGUUACUUUAAGCGGCGGUCAAAAAGCAAGAGUAAGCUUGGCUAGAGCUGCCUACGUAAGGAAUGCAGAUAUAUGUUUAUUGGACGAUCCACUGAGUGCAGUAGAUAUCCCUGUGGCAAGUCAUAUAUUCGAACACUGCAUCUGUGGAAUGAUGAAAAAGAAGGCGCGAAUACUCGUUACUCAUCAACUGCAAUUAUUGAAAAGAGUGGAUGAGAUUCUCAUUUUCAAAGAGGGAAGAGUAUAUGUUCGCGGAACUUAUGCCGAACUUCAGGAUAGUUCAGUUGAUUUUGCUGUUUUGCUUAGGAAAAAAGAAGACAAAAACGAAUCAAUUUUGGGGGCAAAACGACAAACAGUUACAGAAUCCUCUAUUAGCUUGGUAGCAAAUUCACAUGACUCACCACAAACAUCUAUAGUUCCAGAUCUAUCAAUCGAAGAAAAGGAGAAAGAGGGAGAAUCGAGAAAGAUCAAUGCAGAGGAAAUAAGAGAACAAGGAAGUAUUGGAGGAAAAGUUUAUCUCGAAUAUUUCAGAGUUGCGGCAAACGCAUUCUUACUCGUUUUAUUUUUUAUUAUUGUUAUAGUGAGUCACGUGCUAUACAUAAUGAACGACUGUUGGUUAUCAAAAUGGACAACGUCAUAUCAAAAGUAUCUCUCAAAUGUGUCAUCAAACAUUACAGAAUCUUGUUCUGAAACAGGACAAAAUGAAUCGUCUGAGGUUUUUAAUUCGACGACAUCGUUUACAAGUGUUAACAAAACAAUUCUUUCCGUGAUGGUGUUUUUGACUGUGUUGCUUCGUGCAAAUUUACAUUAUUAUAUAUGCGUUACCUCCGGUAUUCACAUGCAUAAGAAGAUGUUUAAAGCAAUCCUACGAGCCCCGAUCAGAUUUUUUGAUACCAAUCCAUCAGGAAGAAUCCUAAACAGAUUUUCCAAAGACAUGGGGCAGAUAGACGAGCUUCUGCCUAUCACAUUCGUUGAUUUUCUGUGGAUUUUUGGCGCGAUCGUCAGCGUUGUAAUCCUCACAUCUGUCGUCAACUAUUUUGUGAUCCUUUUGAUUAUUCCAUUUACCAUUUACUUUCUCUGGCUCAGAAGCUAUUACUUGCGUACUUCAAGAGAUAUAAAAAGACUAGAAGGAUCUUGUAGGAGUCCAGUCUUCAGCUUGCUAUCAUCAACUUUACAAGGUUUACUCACUGUUCGUGCUUUCGGUGUUCAACAACAAUUUGAAGAUAAAUUUCACGAAUAUCAAGAUUUACACAGUGCGUCAUGGUUUCUGUUUCUUGUUGGAACAAGAUGGUUUGGAUUACGACUCGAUUUGAUAACUGCUACGUUCAUAUCAGCUGUUGCAUUUUUCUCCGUAAUUGGCGCUUCAUUACUGAAUCUCAAUCCGGGUGAAAUUGGAUUAGUUUUAACUUACACAGCAUCCCUCAUAGGUAUGUUCCAAUGGGGAGUUCGUCAAAGUGCAGAAGUUGAAAAUUUAAUGAUAUCAGUAGAAAGAGUUCAACAAUAUUAUCGAAUACCACCAGAAGCCGCGUUGGAGAAUCCUAAUAAACAACCACCAAACAGCUGGCCUAGAUGUGGCGCUAUCAAGUUUAAAAACGUCUCCUUUUCCUAUUAUGAUGGUGGACCAAAGGUGCUAAGAAGUAUUGAUUUCGUAAUACAACCACAAGAAAAGAUUGGAAUUGUCGGACGAACUGGUGCAGGUAAAAGUUCUCUUAUAUCAGCACUUUUCAGACUGUCGGAACUAACAAGUGGUGAAAUAUUCAUUGAUGGAAUUCCCAUAUCAUCCUUAGGACUUCAUGAUCUACGCAAAGCAUUAUCUAUAAUUCCACAGGAUCCGAUUCUUUUUACUGGAACAAUGAGAAGAAACAUUGAUCCUUUCAACAAUUAUUCGGAUGAAGAUUUAUGGAACGCAUUGGAGCAGGUUCAGUUGAAAGAGUUUGUUGAAUCUUUUCCUAUGAGACUGAACACAGAAAUCGUUGAAUCAGGAUCUAAUCUCAGUGUUGGACAAAGACAACUUGUUUGUCUUGCUCGAGCAGUUUUGAGAAAAAGUAAAAUUCUAGUGAUUGAUGAAGCAACUGCAAAUGUUGAUAUCAGGACAGAUCGUCUGAUUCAAGAGACGAUAAGACGAAAAUUCAAGCAAUGCACUGUUAUAACUAUUGCUCACCGAAUAAAUACAAUUAUAGAUUCAGACAAGAUAUUGGUGCUAGAGGAAGGACAAGUCAAGGAGUUCGACAAACCAAGUGUUCUUUUGCAGAAAUGGGAUGGCCUGUUUGCUGGCAUAGUAAAAAGCGCUGGUCUAUCUACAGCAGAACCACAUUGCGAAUAGAAAGGCUUCAAAAGUCACAGGAAUCGAUGUUUUUGUUUAUGCUUUCAAUUCAUUUUUAUUCCCGGCACAUAUAAAUACUUGCUAUGAAUAAUAUAUAUUCCGACGUGUAUCAGCAUACUA
Styela clava is the source of this 4110-nucleotide messenger RNA. The record is from RefSeq and is a predicted model, not a curated record. Lineage: Eukaryota; Metazoa; Chordata; Ascidiacea; Stolidobranchia; Styelidae.